Messenger RNA from Capsella rubella, 2196 nucleotides. RefSeq names its product 3-oxoacyl-[acyl-carrier-protein] synthase II, chloroplastic. Gene Ontology annotation, biological process: fatty acid biosynthetic process. Gene Ontology annotation, cellular component: chloroplast stroma. The coding region runs from base 212 to 1810 and encodes 532 amino acids. The transcript has 14 exons. Gene Ontology annotation, molecular function: 3-oxoacyl-[acyl-carrier-protein] synthase activity. Lineage: Eukaryota; Viridiplantae; Streptophyta; Magnoliopsida; Brassicales; Brassicaceae. The record is from RefSeq and is a predicted model, not a curated record.
CUCAGAAACGACUUGUCGUCUCCCUCCACGCACGAUUUAACGCAUCCAAACACUUGUGAGUAAGUGACUGUGUGAGGGAGAGAGAGGAGAGAGAGAGAGAGAGAUCCGUGACUCAUCAUACCUCUAGAAUCCAUCUUUCUCCUUUGCUAGAUUCUCAUCUCAGCCUUUACAAUCACACAUUUUCUCGUGUUCCUUAAUCGCUCCGCUGGCCAUGGCGGGUGGUGCGUCUUCAUGUUACGCAUCUCCAUUAUCCGAUUGGCUAGUGGCGGCGGCUUGCAUGUCCAGCGGCGGAGACCGACUCGCUCUAUCCGACAACACUUGUAGGACUAGCCGCCGGAGGAGGACACUGCUUACGAAAUGCUCCGCCUUUUCUUCUUCUUCUUCUUCACAUGGAUCCGCCGGUCUCGUGAGUUACAGUAACAGCAAUGCCUUGUCUUCCCUCUUCCUCGAAUCCAAUAACAUUUACUUCAAUCGAAAGCAGAGGAGAUUGAAUCAAGCAUCUACCUCUGGGCAAGUCACUCUAGAGAUGGAGAAGGAAGCAAUAAUUAACAAGAAGCCUCCUUUGGAGUCACGCCGCGUUGUUGUGACAGGAAUGGGAGUUGAAACACCAUUAGGUCAUGACCCACAUACCUUCUAUGACAACUUGCUACAAGGCAUCAGUGGUAUUAGCCAAAUUGAGAAUUUUGACUGUUCUGCAUUUCCUACUAGAAUCGCUGGGGAGAUUAAAACAUUUUCGACAGAAGGAUUGGUUGCUCCAAAACUCUCGAAAAGGAUGGACAAAUUCAUGCUCUAUCUUCUAACCGCUGGAAAGAAAGCCUUGGCUGAUGGUGGGGUAACUGAGGAUGUAAUGGCAGAGUUAGACAAAUCCAAAUGUGGUGUUUUGAUUGGCUCAGCAAUGGGAGGCAUGAAGGUCUUUUAUGAUGCCCUUGAAGCUUUGAAAAUCUCUUACAGGAAGAUGAAUCCUUUCUGUGUACCUUUUGCGACCACAAACAUGGGUUCUGCUAUGCUUGCCAUAGAUCUGGGAUGGAUGGGUCCAAACUACUCUAUUUCAACUGCUUGUGCCACUGGCAAUUUCUGUAUUCUCAGUGCAGCAAACCACAUUAUUAGAGGUGAAGCUGAUGUAAUGCUCUGUGGUGGCUCUGAUUCAGUUAUUAUACCUAUAGGGUUGGGAGGUUUUGUUGCCUGUCGGGCACUUUCAGAGAAGAAUGAUGAUCCCACCAAAGCUUCACGUCCUUGGGAUAGUAAUCGGGAUGGUUUCGUCAUGGGAGAGGGAGCUGGAGUUCUGCUUUUAGAAGAACUUGAGCAUGCCAAGAAAAGAGGAGCAACUAUCUACGCGGAGUUCCUUGGUGGUAGUUUCACUUCUGAUGCAUAUCAUAUAACCGAACCACGUCCUGAUGGUUCUGGUGUCAUUCUCUGUAUUGAGAAAGCAUUAGCUCAUGCCGGGAUUUCAAAGGAAGACAUAAAUUACAUAAAUGCUCAUGCUACAUCUACACCAGCUGGAGACCUUAAGGAGUACCAAGCCCUUGCUCACUGUUUUGGCCAAAAUCCUGAGCUAAGAAUAAACUCGACAAAAUCUAUGAUCGGACACUUGCUGGGAGCUUCUGGAGCCGUGGAGGCUGUUGCAACCAUUCAGGCAAUAAAGACAGGAUGGGUUCAUCCAAAUAUCAACCUGGAGAAUCCAGACAAAGCAGUGGAUACAAAGCUGCUGGUGGGUCUUAAGAAGGAAAGACUGGAUAUUAAAGCAGCAUUGUCAAAUUCUUUCGGGUUUGGUGGCCACAACUCUAGCAUCAUUUUUGCUCCUUACAAAUGAAAGGCGAAAAGUCCAAUGCUGUGUACUCCAACGUUAUCUGUGUAACUUGCUGUAAGUGUGUACAAGAGCUUCCCAUAUUUUUCGUAGUGUUAUGAUUCCGGAUUUAGAUUAGCUUUACAUAAAGAUUUUGAGCAAGGUUUCUUCAGGCGAUGAAAAAGAAGAUCUUAGGAUUGGGACAAAGAUUGCGCCAAAGAAGAAGUAUGGCUGGAGGAGAACGAGCAGAGGUAGCUGAGUUUGGGUUUGUCAUGAACAAACUACAAAUUGUUCUUUAUGUAUGAUACAUUAUAUUUGAUUAUAAUACUUAUGUCUCAUUUUGAUUUGUAAUAUUGGAAUCUUUGAGCCACGUUCUUUUUAUUUUAUUUUUUAUGAAAGCUUUUUUUUUUUUU